This is a messenger RNA of Arvicola amphibius (Eurasian water vole), 843 nucleotides long. RefSeq names its product immunoglobulin lambda-1 light chain-like. The transcript has 6 exons. Gene Ontology annotation, molecular function: MHC class II protein complex binding. Gene Ontology annotation, cellular component: MHC class II protein complex. Lineage: Eukaryota; Metazoa; Chordata; Mammalia; Rodentia; Cricetidae. The record is from RefSeq and is a predicted model, not a curated record. Gene Ontology annotation, biological process: peptide antigen assembly with MHC class II protein complex; antigen processing and presentation of exogenous peptide antigen via MHC class II; immunoglobulin production involved in immunoglobulin-mediated immune response. Bases 4 to 711 code for a protein of 235 amino acids.
ACCAUGACUUGGACUCCACUACUCCUCAUCUUCCUUCAUCAUUUAACAGGGUCAUGUGCCCAGUUUGUGCUAACUCAGCCAAACUCUGUGUCUGGACCUCUUGGGAGCACAGUCACCAUCUCCUGCAAACACAGAAGUGGUAACAUUGGAAGCACUUAUGUGUACUGGUUCCGGCAGCUCUUUGGAAGUUCACCCACCAAUGUGAUCUAUGACUACAAUAAAAGACCAUCUGGGAUUCCUGAUCGGUUCUCUGGUUCCACUGACAGCUCCUCCAACUCAGCCUCGCUGACCAUCACUGCUCUGCAGAUUGAGGAUGAGGCUGACUACUACUGCCAGUCUUAUGAUAGUAAUCUCUAUAGUGUUUUCGGCAGCGGAACCCAGCUCACCGUCCUAGGUCAGCCCAAAUCCCCUCCCAAAGUCACAGUGUUUCCUCCUUCACCUGAGGAGCUCCAGACGAACAAAGCCACACUGGUGUGUCUGAUCAACGACUUCUCCCCGCGUACUGUAACAGUGGCUUGGGAGGCAGAUGGUGUACCUAUCACUCAGGGUGUGCAGACUACAAAAUCCACCAAAGAAAGCAAAAACUACAUGGCCAGCAGCUAUCUAAGUUUGACAGCGGACCAGUGGAAAUCUUACAAGAGCGUUUCCUGCCAAGUUACUCAUGAAGGGAGUCUUGUGGAGAAGAGUUUGUCCCCUGCACAGUGUAGCUAGGAGCCUAGACUUCUCCUGAGCCUGGGAAGUGUGGAGCUAGGGGACCCAGGAUGAGGGUCUCUUCUCUAUACUAGGGAAUCCAGGCUUCUCUUUUACCUACUGAAUAUUCAAUAAAAGAUCAUUAGCUAAUCA